Molecule: messenger RNA, 6132 nt
Organism: Aricia agestis (brown argus)
Lineage: Eukaryota; Metazoa; Arthropoda; Insecta; Lepidoptera; Lycaenidae
Exons: 2
Coding region: 288-6080 (1930 amino acids)
Biological process (GO): DNA integration
Molecular function (GO): nucleic acid binding
Source: RefSeq, a predicted model, not a curated record
UUUGCGCGCCUGACUUGAAGACGACACUUAGAAGAAUUUCAACAGUCAACUGGAAGAAAAAAUUUUGGAAGACCGGACUUGAAGAAGAUUGGACUCGGAGAUACAAGACAACACCGCUGGAGGGGAAGCAAGGAUUCGUAGAUUUUUCGUCACAAAAACCUACUGAAGAUCCUUGAAAAUAGAAGAUUCAACAUAGAAGAUUCAAUAUAGAAGAUUCAAAAUAGAAGAUUCAACAUAGAAGAUUCAACUUAGAAGAUUAAACAUAGAAGAUUUAACUUAAUUUCAAGAUGGUCGUCACGAGGAGUCAGAGCGGGGCGGAGGAGAACCAGCCACCGAAAGUAUUUUCGGAUCCGCCCAGGUCGCCGUCUGCAGCCGCAACCAGCCAGCCACCGACCGGGGGAAGGGCGGAUCCGCCUCAAACUGCGUCGAAACCGAAGCCGGGCGCCAGCAAGACACCCGCGCCAUCGGGAGUACCUGUAGCCAGGAAGAAGGCUAUUUCAAUAAGGUCGCGUCGAUCGACAGCAAGUGUCGUCGCGCGCAUCCGAUAUGAGGCGGAAGAGAAACUUGCCGCACUCCGUAAGAAGGAACUGCAGAUCGAAGCAGAACUUAUCAAGAAGAAGCUCAUCGCUGAUGUCGCCACUGCCGAGGAAACCAGCGAUCCAGACGAUGAUGAGCCUUCAGAGCAGGUGGAGCAACGGGUCCGAGCCUGGCUAAGCGAACAAGGUCCUGACAACGAAGAGACGGCCAAGGAACGGGUCGUGCCAGAGGAAGAAGGGGACGCGCCGAAGCCAGAAGACAUACCACCUGCGGGAGAGAGACGCGAGCCGCAGAGAUUGAGGUUCGAGCGGCCGAUACAAAGCCGCAUUCGCUCACCUACACCUCCUGCAGCCGGGAUCAACGGGGUGGAACAGCUUGCCGACACUCUAGACAAGCUGUUGAACCAACGACAGCCGCGCCAUCAGACGGAGUUGCCCAUAUUCACGGGCUCUCCUUCGGAAUGGCUGCCGUUCAAAGCAGCCAUGGAAGAUACCACCACAUUCUACAAGCUCAAGCCGAUCGAGAACCUGGCGCGCCUGAGAAGCUGUCUCCGGGGGGAAGCUCGAGAAGCAGUGGCGCCGUUGCUGAGCAUCGCAACACCACCCGAACAGAUCAUGAAGACUUUGGAGCAAUGCUUCGGCCGGCCCGAGGUGAUGGUCGACCGCAUGAUGGAAGAUUUAAAGAAGCUUCCGAGGCUCGGAGGCUCGGCAGCAGAGCUCAACCACUUCGCGGUGAAGAUUCAGAACAUGGUGGCCAUCCUGAGGAAGUUAAAGCACGGGUACCUCUUCAAUCCGUUGCUUGUGAGAGACAUCCUGGAGAAGCUCAGCCCGUACGAGAAGAGCAAAUGGUACGACUACGCAGAAGAGACAUCGCACUACCGGAACGAGCCCGAUGUCGUCCUUCUCUCUGAAUUCCUAAUGAGAGAAGCGGACAGAGCACUGCGCUACGGAUUCACCACGGCUCCGGCUUCGAGAAAAGAAACAUCGCGUCCACCUCCCAACAAGAACGAAGUUAGACCGAGAAGACCAGUCUUCGCGAUAUCAGAAGAGGGCCGAGGCAAGCCGAGCCACAGCCAGCCAGAGAGAAUGCGCGAAGAACAAACGAAGUGCCCGAUAUGCACCGACCGCCACGCUCUGUUUCGCUGCGCUGCUUUCAAGAAACUGAGUGUGCAAAAGAGAUGGGACACAGUCAAGCAAGAGGGGCUGUGUUUCCUGUGCCUAUCGAGCCGACACAGAAGAUACAACUGCAAAGCGAAGCAGUGCGGUAUGCAGGGAUGCAAGCGGCCUCACCACCCACUACUACACGAGGAGAGGUCCGGCGGCGCUCCACCGAUCGAGGACGCCGUAAUCACCGCGUCGGUUGCCUCCGACCGCGCGGUGAAGCUGAAGAUGAGAAGAAUUCAAGUCGUUGGGCCACGGGGCGAAGCCGACAUCUUCGCGCUGUUCGACGAGGGCUCGAUGGUGACUCUGCUGGAUGAAGACGUCGCUGAGGCUAUCGGCGCGGACGGUCCAUCGAAGAUGCUGCGCAUGCACGGGAUCAACGCCGAGAGAAGGGAAGAGAGAAGCCGCCUCGUACAACUGGGCGUACGAGGUCGCGACGGUACCAGACACGACAUCACCGCGAGGACUGUGAACGGGUUGAACCUCUUAACUCAAUCCGUUCCGGAAUCCCUUUUGCAACUCGCUCACCUGCGCGAUCUCAAGAACGAAGAGAUUUGCUACGAGAACGAGAAACCCCAACUUCUCAUCGGCACGGACAAUUGGCAGCUCAUCGUGUCUCGGGAGCUGAGAAUCGGGAAGAGGAACCAGCCUGCAGCCUCUAAGACGAAGCUUGGAUGGGUGAUACAUGGCAGCAUCCCCAAGCGCAUCAUAAGGCAGGACGAGAACGAAGACAUCCUGCAUAUAUCCACGGUGGAAACCAGAAACGAUCGUCUGGAAGAAAUGGUGAAGAAACACUUCGACAUAGACGCUUUGGGAAUAGCGGCUAAGGCGAAACUGAGCAACGAGGAACAGCGAGCCAUCGACCUGUUUGGCAGAACGGCCAAGAGAACGGAAGACGGUCGAUUCGAAGUGGGACUCUUGUGGCGCAAGGAUGGCGUCAAACUGCCCCUCAGCUACAACAACGCGCUGAGGAGGCUCAAGAACUUAGAACGCAAGCUCGACAGAAACCCCCAAGAUGCGGUGCAGUAUCAUGGGCAGAUGGUGAACCUCAUACGAAAAGGAUAUGCGGAGAAAUGCGACGGGACGGAGGCCGGAAGCGAGAACACAUGGUACCUACCGCACUUCCCGGUCAAGAACCCAAACAAGCCGGGCAAGCUGCGCUUGGUCUUCGACGCGGCGGCCAAAACGAACGGCGUGAGCCUCAACGAUAAUUUAUUGGAGGGGCCCGAUCUACUGACAUCCCUACCGAGGAUACUGUUCCGGUUCAGGGAGGAAGCCGUGGCCGUGAAAGCAGACAUAGAAGAGAUGUUCCUUCGCGUGAAGAUCAGGAGGGAGGACCAACCGGCGCAGAUGUUCCUGUGGAGGGAGGGCCGAGAGGAGCCGCCCUCCAAGUACAAGAUGGUGGUCAUGAUAUUUGGGGCAUCGUGUUCACCGUACCUGGCACACUCAGUACGGAAUCGAAAUGCAGAGGAACACGCGGUAUCGUGCCCGGAAGCCUAUCGCGCCAUCACCGAGGCUCACUACAUGGACGAUUAUGUGGACAGCUAUCCAGACUAUGAGAAGGCCAAGCAAGUCGUGGAACAAGUGGACCGGGUGCACAAGAUGGGCGGAUUCCACUUGCGGGGAUGGACGAGCAACGACCGACGAGCGCUGACGGGGCUACCGGUGGACCGCCUAGCUGAUGAUGUGGCGCAGCCUGUCACUAAGGGUGAACAGAAGACCCUGGGGAUACUGUGGGAUUCUCGAGGGGACACGUUGAAAUUCAACACAUCUCUAUCAAGAGUCCCUAAAGAGGUCCGAGAGCUACAGCGCGCACCUACCAAGAGAGAGGCCCUUAGCACAGUGAUGAGCAUCUACGAUCCGCUGGGGCUACUGAGCUGCUACACCAUCACCGCCAAAGUUAUCCUGCAAGGUCUGUGGCGUCAGAAGCUGGAUUGGGACGAGCCGCUGCCGGCGGAGUCAGCCGAAGACUUCACUCGAUGGCUGAGAGACAUGGAGCACAUCAGCCACCUCGAGCUACCCCGGAGCUACAACGGGGGGAGCCCCACAAGAAACCGGCAGCUGCACGUGUUCUGUGACGCGAGCAAAGACGCGUACGCGGCGGCCGUCUACUGGAGGCUGGAGCAAGAAGAUGGAGAAAUUCGAGUAAUGCUAGCCGCAGCCAAGGCUAAGGUGGCACCACUGAAGACGCAGACGAUACCCCGACUAGAGCUACAAGCCGCUCUGGUCGGAGCGAGGCUCGGGAACGCCGUCACAGCGGAACACAGAUGGAAGACAGAUGCGAUUUUCUACUGGACCGACGCUCAGGUAGUUCUGUGGUGGAUACAGAACGGAAGCAGGAAAUAUACGCCAUACGUCGCACACCGAUUGGGAGAGAUCGCCGAGCUGACAUCCGUACACCAGUGGAGGUGGGUGAGCACCAAGAAUAAUAUCGCUGACAUGGCCACCCGAACGGGCUAUGUCACCAAAAGCGAAGAGGAUCCGUGGUUCAAUGGACCAGACUUCCUGCGUAGGCCUGUGAACGAGUGGCCCACGGAGAGUCCCGUUCAAGCCGAGGACCUAGAGGAGCACGUCGCCUUCCAGACCACGGAGGCGAGCGAAGUAGACUGUCUGCCAGACGUGAGCCGCUUUUCAAAGUACGAGCGCCUCGUGAGAUGUACGGCGAUGGUUCUACUAUUCAUUGAGAAGUGUCGUGAUCGCCGGGCCAGUCUCGACGUGCGGCACCUGGAGAAGGCGGAGGUAUUAUGGUACCGAAAAUCACAACACGAUAGCUUCGCACGGGAAAUAGAGAAGAUGAAAAACGGAGGGACGGCGCCGAGAUGGAGCUCCUUGUACCGGCUCAACCCGGUGUACAGAGACGGCUUGCUUACGCUGGACGGGAGGAUCAGAGCAGCGCAGGUGCCGGAUGAAAUGAAGAACCCAGUUAUCCUGGACGGAAGACACCCGUUCACGAGGCUGCUGGUGGCCAGGGAGCAUGCCAGAGCCGGACAUGGGAGCCGCGAGAGAGUAGUGAACGAUCUAAGACAGAAAUUCUGGAUCCUGAAGCUACGGCCGACGGUGCGGAGCAUCAUACACAACUGCGCCUUCUGUCGGAUGAGGAGGGCGCGCCCGAAAAUCCCGCAACCUGGAGACCUGCCACCAGAGCGCCUGGGGGCGUUCCAGAGACCAUUUUCCUACUGCGGUCUCGAUUGUUUCGGCCCAAUGAUCGUUACCAUCGGCCGGCGUCAUGAGAAGAGAUGGGGAGCGCUGUUUACCUGUUUGACGACGCGAGCGGUCCACCUGGAACUUGUAGCCACGCUGUCGACCGAUUCAGCAUUGAUGGCAAUGAGAAGAAUGGCCGCACGGCGGGGAUGGCCGGCGGUCAUGUACAGCGACAAUGGGACGAACUUCAGAGGCGCGAACGUCGAGCUGCAACGAGCGUACGCCGAGUGGGUGCCGGCUAUGACCGAGCUGGGCCUCACACACCGCAUGAAAUGGAAGUUCACUCCGCCAGGGGCGCCGAACCAAGGGGGCGCCUGGGAGAGACUGGUGAGGUCGGUAAAAACCGCCCUACUCACCACACUGAACGAGAAAUCACCGAAGGAGGAGGUGCUCCAGACCCUGAUGACCGAGGCGGAAUACUCCGUGAACGCUCGACCGCUCGUUCACGUUUCCGUGGACCCCGACGAUCCAGAGGCGAUCACACCUAACCAUUUCCUCAUAGGGUCAUCUACUGGUCAACCAUACGUCGGGCCGUGCGAGCCGGCCGACAAGAAGACGUGGAGGGUCGCGCAGGCCUUGGCGGACGAGUUCUGGAGGCGAUGGGUGAGGGAGUAUCUCCCGACGCUCACGCCCCGUGGCGGGGCCCCGAGGAGCGGCCGCAACCUGGCCCCGGGGGACUUGGUGAUCGUCGUCGACCCCGCGCUGCCGCGUAAUACGUGGCCGCGAGGAGUCGUACACCGCGUCUACCCGGGCCCGGACGGACGAGUGCGUUGCGCGGACGUGCGCACGCGUAGUGGAGUGUUCCGCAGACCAACAUCAAAGCUGGCGGUGAUAGAAGAGUCGCCGCCGGAGGAGCCGACGGCGCCGGGAGAGGAGCCGGCGGGCCUAGUCAGCCCGCAGUCGCCAGAACGAGUCGCGACGGGCUUAACCAGCUCGUGCUCAGCCGGGCAGUCAGCGGCGGGCCUAGUCAGCCCGCAGUCGCCAGAACGAGUCGCGACGGGCUUAACCAGCUCGUGCUCAGCCGGGCAGUCAGCGGCGGGCCUAGUCAGCCCGCAGUCACCAGAUCGAGACGUGACGAGCUCAACCAGCUCGUGCUCAGCCGGGCAGCCACCAGCGAGGCCAGCCAGCCUGCAGUCAACCAUGGAUUCGGCGAGCCCGCAGUCACCGGAGAAGGCUGCGUAGACCCUGGCUACUGCGCCGGGGGGAGGAUGUUGAGGACAGCGGCCUCGCACCC